Molecule: messenger RNA, 3476 nt
Organism: Lepisosteus oculatus (spotted gar)
Lineage: Eukaryota; Metazoa; Chordata; Actinopteri; Semionotiformes; Lepisosteidae
Gene: ddx19a
Product: DEAD-box helicase 19a
Biological process (GO): poly(A)+ mRNA export from nucleus
Cellular component (GO): nucleus; cytoplasmic stress granule
Molecular function (GO): RNA helicase activity; ATP binding; RNA binding
Source: RefSeq, a predicted model, not a curated record
AGCCGCAGCUUUUUCUUUUGCGUUGUGCUGCUGGGACAGUUGCAGGGAAGCGAGUGCCGGUGGAGUGUUUACAAUAAGGUGUACUUCUGGAAACAUUAAGUUCGGUCAUAAAUUUGACUUGAAAGAGGUAUUAUCUUAACCCAAAGAGGAAAAUUAUGGCUACCGAUUCCUGGGCCUUGGCUGUAGACGAACAAGAAGCUGCUGCAGAAUCGCUGGGUACCUUGCAAAUCAAAGAGAAGGAUGACAAACCCAAAACUGAGAAGCCCAGUGUUGAGGCAAAUGGCACUACAAAGCCAGAAGACAAUGAAUCAGACAAACCAGAAGAUGAGGACAAAGAGGACAGAGCUGCGCAGUCACUGCUGAAUAAACUGAUUCGCAGUAAUCUGGUGAACACCACCAACCAAGUAGAGGUUCUUCAGAGAGAUCCUAACUCCCCGCUGUAUUCUGUCAAAUCCUUUGAGGAGCUGAGACUGAAACCACAGUUGCUUCAGGGUGUGUACGCUAUGGGUUUCAACAGACCUUCCAAAAUCCAGGAGAAUGCUUUACCCAUGAUGCUUGCAGAGCCGCCUCAGAAUUUAAUUGCGCAGUCACAGUCUGGCACAGGUAAAACAGCUGCCUUUGUGUUGGCCAUGCUGAGUCAUGUGGACCCUGCAAACAAGUGGCCACAGUGUUUGUGCGUUUCUCCAACAUACGAGCUGGCUUUACAGACGGGGAAGGUGAUUGAGCAGAUGGGGCAGUUUUAUCCUGAAGUAAAACUUGCUUACGCCAUCCGUGGCAAUAAAUUGGAGAGGGGCAUGAAGAUCCAGGAGCAGAUCGUGAUCGGGACCCCGGGGACAGUGCUGGACUGGUGCGUCAAGCUCAAGUUCAUCGACCCCAAGAAGAUCAAAGUGUUCGUGCUGGACGAGGCCGACGUCAUGAUCGCAACGCAAGGCCACCAAGACCAGAGCAUUCGCAUUCAGAGAAUGCUACCGAAAGAUUGCCAGAUGCUGCUGUUCUCUGCCACCUUUGAGGAUUCUGUGUGGAAGUUCGCACAGAGGAUUGUCCCAGACCCCAACAUCAUCAAGCUCAAACGCGAGGAGGAGACUCUGGACACCAUCAAGCAGUACUAUGUCCUCUGCAACAGCAAAGAGGAGAAGUUCCACGCCCUCUGUAACAUAUAUGGAGCCAUAACCAUUGCCCAGGCUAUGAUCUUCUGUCAUACCAGGAAGACAGCGGGCUGGCUGGCAGGGGAGCUGUCCCGGGAAGGGCACCAGGUCGCCCUGCUGAGUGGGGAAAUGAUGGUGGAGCAGAGAGCCGCGGUCAUCGAGCGCUUCCGGGAGGGAAAGGAGAAGGUUCUGGUCACCACCAACGUGUGCGCCAGAGGGAUUGAUGUAGAGCAGGUAUCCGUGGUGAUCAAUUUCGACCUGCCCGUGGAUAAAGACGGGAAUCCUGACAACGAGACGUACUUGCACAGAAUUGGUCGCACGGGGCGUUUCGGGAAGAGGGGAUUGGCCAUCAACAUGAUCGACAGCAAGUUCAGCAUGAAUAUCCUCAAUCGAAUCCAAGAGCACUUCAACAAAAAAAUAGAAAAACUGGACACAGAUGACCUUGAUGAAAUUGAGAAAAUUGCCAACUGAGGAGGCUGAAGCAGAAAAUCUCUUCCAGCCUAUUUCGUCGAGUGCUUUGUACUUCUGCACAUGUUGGACUGGGGUUCAAAUUGUCAUGUUGUGUAGCCAGCAAAGGAAACAACUUCAGCAUAAAAGAAUCUUAUACCUCAUGUCAAAUUUUUGCAAUUGGAUGGUAUAAUGCUCUAGGGAAAUAUUUUAUUUUUUGUAACAGAAUAACUAGAUGGUGAAAGAAGGGGUUUACAAGAGAUUGUAAUUAGGUCUUAGCCUUAAAAGCAAAAUAUUUUAACUUCAGGUCAGUAGCUCUAAAUGUCAACUAGAUUCAAUAUGAGGUGACAGAAUUGGUCAAGGUUUGGUUCUGGCUGGGUCUUUUGUUUUUAACAGUUUGACCACAGAUAGAGGUAAAGCACUGAAAUAAAAGAUGAUCUGUUGCAACGCGUGGUCCGAUUUUAAGCAAAAAAAACAUCCUGUGGCAGAUGAAUGACUAACUCUUUGGUUUCUGAGAAGUAUCUGUUGAGUCUAAUUUAGAGGAAUUUGCAUGAGCCAAAAUACCUUUGCUGCUCUUGUUUUGCUUGCCUUUGCUCCAGAAUAGUAGUUAGGACCUUUUGUCAUUUGCUCAGUAGACCCCAGAUAGGGGGAAGGAAGGAAAAUGGCUUUAGAAAAGCAAAAGAAUUGAAAUUUCAGUUGCUCAAACAUUUUUUCAGUGUCCCGAAAGGCUACAUUUCAAGUCCUUCACCUGUGGAAGACUUACACCUCCGACACUGCUGUUAUUGGGUGAUGUGUCUCAACUGUAGCUUCCCAGCAUCAUGAAAGGAAAUGGCUCAAAAGUGUGUCAGCAGUUUCUCUUAAAGUAUGGAGAAGUCUGGUCCAAAAUAAGAAUCUUGCCAGAACUGAAACUUAUGUUUUGGGUAAGGAUGGGGGAAAAAUCUGGAAGUUUACUGAAAGGUGGUUAAAAAUGUUUUGGAUUCUUUGGUUACCCAUCCGGUUAUUACAAAAACAAAUUUCAUGUAACUGACAUUGGCAGUUUGUCAGAUACUUUACGGUCCACAUUGCAAUAGAUAUCUAUGAUUUGAGUUUAGAUCACUGGAGUGUUUCUCUGAGACUGAUGAGCUGCAGUUGAUUUUAGUGUUGAAGAAGGAAGAUGUUUUGCCAAAUAUAACUCUAGUUAAUGACUUGUACCAGUUAACAUUCCUUUAACAGUAUAUCUUUUUUGUUUCCUAAUCUGCGAUAUCUCUUCUGUACUCAAGUAUGGGUACACUCAAUUCAGACUUUACAAUGCCAUGCAAUGGCUUUAUAGUUUGCUGUAAAUCGGAAGAGCAGAAGUAUGCUUUUUAAGGAUCACUUGGAAAAAGUCCUGUUUUAAAAUCAUGUUCCUGUUUAAACUCAGUAUUGGAACUGCUUCAGAUGAACAGAUUGGCUUUUUCGGACAGAAAAUGAGGGAUGUAUUUUUUUUUCUUUGCAACAUUGGCUAGCAAGUUCUGUACAAAGACAGGAAUUCAGACACUUUUACCGCGUAAAAAUUUAGGCAUAUGUAAAGUGUACCUAAAAUUUUAGGAACGACUGCACCCAGUUACUCUAAUUUGUAAAAAGCUUAACUGAAGACAAAAAAUGAAUUUUUAAUUGGUGUUCGGUUUUUUUGUACAAUGGGGUGUAUGCAUUUUUAUUUGGACUGCAAUUGGAUACUUAUCUGCAGAUGUUAUGAGAGUGCUUGAGUGACAUUAGUUGUUCUAAAUGCCCCUGCAUUUAUCAUUUGCAUUUAGAGAGUCUGCAAAUGGCAGCAGUACAAAAUGUAUGUUACACUGCUGUGUUUAAUGGUUUUGUGGUUAUUUCUAAGUAACAUUUAUUGUAAUAAAGAAUACCUGCUUACCGCCA